Messenger RNA from Pieris macdunnoughi, 1614 nucleotides. The record is from the annotation of a GenBank genome assembly. NCBI's taxonomy places the organism in Eukaryota, Metazoa, Arthropoda, Insecta, Lepidoptera, Pieridae.
AUGUUCACGACUAAUACUGUACAAGCUGGAGCUGUGCCGGCUUUACAGUAUCAAGAACAUGCUCAGAAAUCACAGGGAAAAAAUAUUGAGAAUGUUCAACAAAAACCCGCGCAACAGGCACAGCAAACUCAGCAGGAAUUUCCAACUUUCUGUUAUACCAAUGUUAACAUGAUUGGUAAAAUUAAUGCUGGGGCAGCAAAUGGAGCAGGAACAGUAGCUGGGGGUGUUAACAUAGCCCAACUUACGACCGGCGAUGAUAAAACCUGCUAUAUUGCGCAGCCUUUUUCCACAUACAACUAUGCAUUAGUGAACCAAAUGCAAAUAGCUCCCAAUGGAAUUCAGAAUACAAUUUCUAAUAUUAGUUUUAAGUGUGAUGUUUGUGGUCUAAUGUUUGGACACUUGACUUUAUUGAAUGCUCAUAAAAGAAUACAUACGCAAGAUACAGACAAUAACAUAACAGUAGUGACAACUGGAGUUAGUUCUGCUAAUGAUGUUGCAAUGCCCCCACACAUACAAAUACUAUCUUCAGAUCCUGGUGACCAACAACAGCAGCAACAACAUGUACCAAUACAGGAUACGAAACCUGUUUUAAUAGACAAAAUACAGAAAUGCAUAACAUGUGGCAAUGUGAUCCCCAAUAACCCAAAACGGAAAGGACCCAAACUGAUCAGAUGUGAAAAUUGUAUAGCUCAGGUUAACAUUGAACACAGACAAAGUCACUUGAAUACAGCUCAAAUAUUUGUGGCAGAAGAUAAUGUAAAGUAUGAAGUGAGUGGGGUGCAGCCCUCCACAGACCCUUUGGCAACCGCACAGGCCAAUCAACAACAGCAGAAACACUUGCCGGGACAUCAUCCUGUAAAAAAAAGAAACUUAGCCUCAGUGACUAAAUGCCAGAACUGUAAUGGCUCUGGUAUAAUAUUUGUAGGUGGAAACAAAAAUAAAAAUAAUGCUCAAAACCCGGAUAAGUCAUAUCAUUGUAAUAUUUGUGGUGGAUCAUUCUCACGAUAUUCCUCUUUAUGGUCACACAAGAAACUACAUUCUGGUGAAAAGAACUUUAAAUGUGGCAUUUGUGGGAUUGCAUUUGCUAAAGCAGUGUAUCUUAAAAAUCAUUCUCGUAUACAUACUGGAGAAAAGCCUUAUAGAUGUAAUACAUGUGGUAUGCAGUUUUCACAAUCUCCACAUUUAAAGAACCACGAAAGAACGCAUUCCGGAGAAAAGCCAUAUGUCUGCGAGGUCUGCGACAAAGGCUUCGCACGCCACGCGACCCUAUGGAACCAUCGACGUAUUCACACUGGGGAGAAACCUUACAAAUGUGAUACAUGUGGUUCAGCAUUUAGUCAGGCAGCUCAUCUAAAGAACCAUGCAAAGGUACACUCUGGGGAAAAACCUUUCAAGUGCGAUAUCUGUACAGCAGCAUUUGCUGACCGUUUUGCGCUGAAAAGGCACAGAGGGAUCCACGACAAAUAUGGUCAAACUGCACCAUUACCAUCCAAGAUACACCAGAAUCAAUUAGAACAGCAAGCAACCCAACUACAAACAAUUUCAACAAACCAACAAGCACAGACAACACAAGCAGCCGUGGAAGUUGAACAUUGUCCUGAACAGAGUCUAUGA